CCCACAGUGGCCGGUUGGCUACUUUUCCCGCCCGGUGGCGUCGGUGAGAGCCCCUGGCCCGGGCCAUGGAGGGGGCCCGCCCCACCGGUGCCACCGCCGCGCGCUACCAGCCGGCCUGCCCCACGCGGGAGGCCUGUGUCUACAGCAGCUGCUAUUGCGAGGAAAAUAUUUGGAAGCUCUGUGAAUACAUCAAAACCCAUGCACAAUGUCCGUUAGAAGAGUGCUAUGCUGUCUUCAUAUCAAAUGAGAAGAAGAUGAUUCCUAUCUGGAAACAGCAAGCAAGACCUGGGAAUGGACCUGUGAUCUGGGAUUACCAUGUUGUUUUGCUUCACACAUCAAGUGGAGGACAGAGCUUCAUCUAUGAUCUCGACACUGUUUUGCCAUUUCCCUGCCCAUUUCACACUUACGUAGAAGAUGCUCUUAAGUCUGAUGAUGACAUUCACCCACAGUUUAGGAGUUAUGAACGACAGAAAGUAAUUUCUCCUUUUAGUUUCCUGGAUUUUCUUUUUACCGUUCACCCUAAAUUGUGUUUUCAGCAGACAUUUCUUCCAUGUGUUUUUCUAGACUCCAAAAUGAACCUGGACGAUUUCAUCAGUAUGGAUCCUGAUGUGGGAUGGGGAGCUGUCUAUACACUAUCAGAAUUUGUACAUCGGUUUAGCAGUAAAAACUGCUAAACUUGACAUCAGGACAUGGAACUGUGGAGAAAUUCUAUGAUGAGCCAUCCUGUCAUUUAGGACAGCAGACAUUAUGGAACAGUUGGCUUGGAGUUAAGUUUUUCUCUUUUAGUUCAGUUGAGUGGAAAUAUGACUGAAUAUAAAUACAAAUGAAGGAAAUGAAACCUUUUCUUUGGGACUGGGGAUCUACUACUGUGUUAUCCUUAGCCAAAAAAGGCCCUACGUUUGGUUCUUAUAAUGAUGCCCUAAGUAUUUAUUUUUGUGAUCCAAAUCAUAAAAACAAACAAAUCAAAAAACCCCCACAAAAAACAAAUCUUUCCUUUUGAUAAUGUCAAGUUAUAGUAUAUGAUUGUUAAAACAUUCCUGUGGCUCAUUUGUCAGAAUGUUAGAAUGUUAUGGUCUUAUUAAGUAGAAGUAUGGACUUGGAAUUUGGAGCCUUUUGUCUUUUCUGGAUGCUUCCUAUGUUUCUUGCUAUACUGAAAGCAAUUCUUGGGUAGGGCUGUGAAUGGUGGCUCUGUGAUUCUCCAAUGCCCGUAAGAGAUGCCCAUAAAAUGUUUCUAGAGACAGCACAGCUGCUUGGAAAGGGACAGUAUUGUAGGCUGAAUCAGCAAUAAGUAUUAGUCAUUUUGGACUAUCAUGGUAAAAAAAAAGUUUGCAAUUCUCUUGGGCUGAGUGUUAUUUGACCUAUUUAUAUAUGGUUUUAAAUAAAAUUUACUUAAAAUUAACUUUGUUUUGAAGAGUUUUUCUUCUGUGAUUAAACCUAGGGCCUUGAACAUGUAUAUGCUAGGCAAGUGUUAGAUCACUGAGCUGUAUCCAACUCUUUGUGUCCAUUGUGACACGAAAUAUAUACGAAUGUAUUACU
Molecule: messenger RNA, 1536 nt
Organism: Dipodomys ordii (Ord's kangaroo rat)
Lineage: Eukaryota; Metazoa; Chordata; Mammalia; Rodentia; Heteromyidae
Gene: Ntaq1
Product: WDYHV motif containing 1
Exons: 6
Coding region: 66-674 (202 amino acids)
Cellular component (GO): cytosol; nucleus
Molecular function (GO): protein-N-terminal glutamine amidohydrolase activity; protein-N-terminal asparagine amidohydrolase activity
Source: RefSeq, a predicted model, not a curated record